This is a messenger RNA of Tigriopus californicus, 2035 nucleotides long. RefSeq names its product protein spinster-like. The coding region runs from base 198 to 1925 and encodes 575 amino acids. Gene Ontology annotation, cellular component: membrane. NCBI's taxonomy places the organism in Eukaryota, Metazoa, Arthropoda, Copepoda, Harpacticoida, Harpacticidae. The transcript is spliced from 5 exons. Gene Ontology annotation, biological process: transmembrane transport. Gene Ontology annotation, molecular function: transmembrane transporter activity. The record is from RefSeq and is a predicted model, not a curated record.
UCAUUUUGGCCAAACUGAAGCAUAAGAAGAUAGGAGAAGAGAGAGAGAGAAUAACAGCUUUUCUUUCUUCCUCCCUCUGUUUUAUUCCGCGACUUUUGUCUAGUUUGGACUACUAAUCCUCUUCUGGAUGUACUUGAUCUAAAGUGCCGGUGAUUGGGCUCCAAUUACCGAAAACUCUUUGUGUGCCCGUGGCAGCCAUGCCCAUUAAUACGCAGGUGGUGCGAGGCCACGCCCACGACUCAGGAGAACCCGCCCGGCAGAGGCCGGCCAGUCGCGAGGAUGACGAGAUGGGGGCGGAUCGAGCAUCGCAAAGACGUCGUCGUCGAUCGAGCCAGACUCACCAAGAGAGUCUCAUGUGGUUUCCUUCUAUCACGGCUUGGUUUGAGAGCUUGGACCGUAAGAAAUCCAUCACUGUGUUGACACUGGUCUACAUUAAUCUGAUCAACUACAUGGAUCGAUCCACGGUGGCUGGCAUGAUCGACAGCAUCAAGAACGACCCCUAUUUCCAAAUCCAUCAUGAUCAGUACCUGGGCUUGUUGCAAACGGCCUUCGUUUUCUGCUACAUGAUCUUCGCCCCGCUUUUUGGCUACCUCGGGGAUCGCUACGACCGCACUUGGAUCAUCGGUUUCGGGAUCACGUUCUGGUCCAUUUCCACCCUCGUCGGAUCGUUCAUGACCAAUUUUUGGAUGUUUCUACUCUUCCGAGCCUUCGUGGGCAUCGGCGAGGCUUCCUACUCGACCAUCGCUCCGGCCAUCAUCAGUGAUUUGUUCUCCAAAGACACCCGAUCCAAAGUGCUGGCCCUGUUCUAUUUCGCCAUCCCAGUGGGCACAGGACUGGGAUACAUGGUGGGGGCGGAGGUGGCGGAUCGAUCCGACGAUUGGCGUUGGGGAUUGAGAAUGACCCCUUUCAUGGGGCUUCUGGCCAUCCUCGGAGUCUGGUUCGUGAUGGAGGAUCCGCCCAGAGGCGUGAGCGAAGGAGCUCAUCUUCGCCCAACUUCGCCCAGAGUGGAUCUGAAUGCCUUGCGCAAGAACAAGAGCUUCAUAUUUUCAACCAUUGCUUUCACUUGUGUCACUUUCAGUGCGGGAGCCUUGAUGUGGUGGGGCCCGCAGUUCGCGUUUUACGGCGCCAAGGCGGCUUGCGGAUCGAAGGCGGGAUGCGAGAACAUCAUGCAAUCGGACGUGUCCUACAAAUUUGGCAUCGUAAUGACUUUUGCCGGGCUGAUUGGCGUCCCGGCCGGUUCUUACGUAUCACAGAAGAUUCGCCAUCGAGUGCCCAAUGCCGAUCCCAUCGUCAGUGGAACGAGUUUGCUUCUGAGCGUGCCCGUUCUCUUCAUCGGAUUCGUGGUGGCUCGUUAUAACGUGGGUUGGUGUUACACUUUGACGUUUUUGGCAGGUCUAUUGCUGAACUGCAAUUGGGCCAUUGUGAGCGACAUGACUCUAUACAUCGUGAUCCCAACUCGGCGAAGUUUGGCUAGUGCCACGCAAAUCCUGACCUCUCACGCCUUUGGCGAUGCCAUCUCGCCCUAUUUGGUGGGCGUCUUGGCCGAUCUAAUUCGGCCAAUCAUCUCAACGGAAGAUUCUGCGGAUACCUCAUCCUUUGCCGCGGGCAAAGGUGGCUUCACUCCCAAAUAUUACGACAUCGAAUUUCGCAGCCUCCAGUACGCCCUGUUCCUCUCGUGCUUCUUCCAAGCUUUUGGAGCCCUGUUCUUCUUUAUCACGUCGUUCUACGUGUUGGAUGACAAGGCUUUGGCGGACAUGGCCAUCACCUCGGGCGUGUCAGACGAUCCAUUGGAUGAUGAAAAUGAUGACACUGUUCCAAUUGUCAGAGCCAUGGCCAACCAGCAAAACAACGGCCUACUUUACCGUGACAACCCAUCGAUUGAAGAGGUGCCCAUUGUAUCGGACUCAAGCCGACGCAAUCGGUAAUAUUCAGUGCACAGCGCCCACCAGACCCCGCAGUGUUGACAUGAAACAAACAUUGCGAGCUCUAAACCCAAUCCAAUUUUUGAGCCCGCCCAAAACUCGACUCUUGGCUU